AUGACUGUAACCAAAGCGAUUAAAGAUGACAGAGUAGUAAUUAUCAUCAUACCUGGAUAUCCUAUGUACUACUAAGCUUCAAAUAUUAUUAAUGAAAGCGUUAAAGUAGACAAGCAAUUAGCUGUGAAGCAGUAUGAAUACAGAUAUGAUCCAUUCUCUGCUCCAAAUACAAAAGCAAAGAAAGUUGGAAGUGAAACAUAUAUAGAACCGUAAAUGAAGUUUAUAAUGCAUAGAUAGAAUGUGAAAACUAAUUCAUUCUACCCAACAUAAGGUAUAGUUGCUGAUAAUAUUAAGGAUCCAGACAUUAGAAUGCUGAAGAAACCUUUAAAAGAUACUCUAUCUAGUAUCAUUCCUCCAAGCAAUCUUGAAAGUGCGUUAAAAAAGAGCGCUACUGAGCCAGCAUAUGUCAGGAAUACAUCUGAAUGUCCUAAUGAUUCACCAAAUGCUUUGAACUGGAUAAAGAUGUAUUAAGAGAACAUUAUUGCAAAAAAGAAGAGGAUGAGAAUUGCUACAAUGGAGAUUACUAGUAUUUGGGAUCCCAUAAAUGUGAAAUAAGGUGGAACUCUAAUGCUGACCUCAUCAUCAAAGUACUUAUAAAUGGAUUUGACGUCAUUUUAAGAAAUCGGAUCUCGCCCAUCAGGAUUUAUUCUACUUGAUGAUUAAAUAUUGCCUAUGAUUGUUCCCAAUCCAUUUGAUAGGAAUAUAAGACUGCAGACAAAGCCCUUUCUGUUAGGAAAACAUUUCCAACCAACAUACAAAGGUAUCAUAAACUAUUAAGGUAAUGAUUUAUUUGCUUAUGUAAUUACUAUCAUUCCUAGUCCUAGUCCACCAAGACAACUAUAGAAAAGUACGAAUUCUGAGUAUUUAGUAGCAACGAGAGAGAGAAAUUAAGAAAAAAUAUAAAGUCCCAAACCAAUGGCCAUAACUCUAAAUGAUAAGAAAAUGAAAUUUACAUUUAGGGGUGCAAAUAAAGAAUAGUUUUAGUUCCAAUAGCACUAGCAAAAGCCAUUACCAAAGAUUAUAUAGGAUCCUUAAGUAAGAGCAAACAUAAACUUAGAUGUUUCCCCAUAUGUUCAUUGUUCCAAGGAUCUAAAGAAGAUUGAAUUAAAAAUUUUUAAAGCUACAAGAUGA
This is a messenger RNA of Stylonychia lemnae, 1131 nucleotides long. The record is from the annotation of a GenBank genome assembly. NCBI's taxonomy places the organism in Eukaryota, Ciliophora, Spirotrichea, Sporadotrichida, Oxytrichidae.